Molecule: messenger RNA, 2012 nt
Organism: Pygocentrus nattereri (red-bellied piranha)
Lineage: Eukaryota; Metazoa; Chordata; Actinopteri; Characiformes; Serrasalmidae
Product: C-type lectin domain family 4 member K-like
Exons: 5
Coding region: 83-1198 (371 amino acids)
Source: RefSeq, a predicted model, not a curated record
UGUUCACAUCUGAGCACAGAUACUGUAGUGACUUCUUUUUAGAGUUCUCUGAGUUAUUAAAUUUAACAUCAGUCAGAGCAAAAUGGAUAUGAUGGAUAUUUAUGCUAAUUCAGGACUUACUGCAGACAACAGAAGAAAUUCAGAUAUCAGUAGAUACUCAGGCGAAGACAUUUAUGCCAAUCAGGACAACAGAGAAACACCUACGACCAGGAGCUCUGCAGAGUAUAUAUCCAUGACAAAUGCUGAGAAAGUGGGCAAAAGACCUCUGUCUCAUCUUCAGUACGGAGAACUGAGCACCGCAGGCAGAAGAUGCUUCAUACAGACUGCUGUGUGUCUGGGGCUGCUGUGUGUUCUGCUGACUGUCAUCACAGUGCUGUGGAUCAAGGUUACUGCACAGAGAGAUCAGCUAGAGACCAGUUACACCAACCUGACUAUAGAGAGAGACCAGUUAAUGACCAAAAAUACCAACCUAUCUGCAGAGAGAGACCAGUUACAGACCAGUUACACCAGCCUGGCUAUAGAGAGAGACCAGUUAAUGACCAAAAACACCAACCUAUCUGCAGAGAGAGACCAGUUACAGACCAGUUACACCAGCCUGGCUAUAGAGAGAGACCAGUUAAUGACCAAAAACACCAACCUAUCUGCAGAGAGAGACCAGUUACAGACCAGUUACACCAGCCUGGCUAUAGAGAGAGACCAGUUAAUGACCAAAAACACCAACCUGAUUUUUGAGAAAAAUCAGCUGGAGUCAAGGUACAAUGCAACAAUUAAAAUGGAUCAGCUUCAGAAGAUGUUCUCUUCAGUGGCGAAGGCCGUGCAGGAGGGUUGGAAGUUUUUCAGCACCAGUGUUUAUUUCAUCUCUACUGGAGAGAAGAGCUGGAGUGAGAGCAGACAGGACUGCAGAAGAAGAGGAGCAGACCUGGUGAUCAUAAACAGCAGAGAAGAGCAGGAGUUCAUCCUUAACAAUAUGGGCAGCAGUCGAGCUUGGAUUGGUCUGACCGACAGAGAAAAGGAGGGAGUCUGGAAAUGGGUGGACGGGUCACCACUGACCACUGGGUUCUGGUAUCAGGGAGAACCAAAUGAUGAUCAGAAUAAUGAGGACUGUGCUGAGAUUUGGGAUUUCCCAAAUAAGAGGGCCUGGAAUGACAGACCAUGCUUUUACGAAGAAGGGUGGAUCUGUGAGAAAAGCGUCGUCUGAUAUUUACUUAUAAAAUGAUACCAACCCUGAUUCUGGAGGUCGAGCUUCCUGUGGACUGUAGUUUAAUCACAAUCUGCCACACCUACCCUACUAAUGAACUUCUUCAGAAGUCCUCAAUUGUGGCUCUUUCUUAAAAAUUCACUUGAAGGGUAAAAACUUUAGAACUUUAAAAUGAAUUUCUUUGACUUUUGGUAGAAAUGUAAACUAAUGUAGUUUACUGAUUUUAUAUUUACUGAAUAAUUAUGAAAUAGAAUUAUUCCUAUUGCAUGACACAGGAUUUAAGAAACCAUUAAGCAUAAACCUAUAAAUAUAUAUAUACAUAUAGAAGGGAUGGUGAGUGUAAAGUGGAGGAUACAGCUACAUUGAUCAAAGUUUUUAUGGUUAUUAAACUGCUUUUUAAUAAAAUAAAAGUUUCCAUAUAACAACACCUGCUGAUGAAAGUAAGAUGGUUUUAUAGACAGUUUGGGGGGACGGAGUCAAUAUGAAGUAAAAUCACUCGACAUUUUUAAUGUUCCUCGUUCCACAGAACUAACUGCUUCAAUAUAGAUCUCACCCCAUAUUUAAUCCUUGAUUAAAUCAGCUUUUUUAAUAUACGGAUUUUAGGUUGACAGGUUUAAUGGAAGCUGCAGUGAAAGGCAGAGAGUAAACAGGAUAAAUGCAUCUUGCCAGGUUUCCCACUUCUGUUUAAUAAAUCCGCCCAAAUGUUGAUCUCUUAGUAACCAAACAUCAAGUCUAGAUCUACAUUCAUCCAAAUUAUUCCAAAUAUUAAUCUACUUAAUUGAUUUUUAAUUGAUUUUGAUCUGAUUUUAUUAAC